This is a messenger RNA of Pocillopora verrucosa, 3095 nucleotides long. Its product is annotated as sodium-dependent neutral amino acid transporter B(0)AT1. Gene Ontology annotation, biological process: sodium ion transmembrane transport. Gene Ontology annotation, cellular component: plasma membrane. The record is from RefSeq and is a predicted model, not a curated record. NCBI's taxonomy places the organism in Eukaryota, Metazoa, Cnidaria, Anthozoa, Scleractinia, Pocilloporidae.
CGAAUAGUGUCUUUGAGCCUUGGCGCGUAUUCAGAGCACUGCGAUCGCAAUGCCAAGACAAGAUCGAAAAGCCGACGGUCUGAUAACGUUGAAUCUAACAGCCAGCCCCGAGAAUGGGUACGAUGAAGCGGAGGAAGGCAAGCUUGAUUUCGAGACCGACACCAUAAGCGAGGAGGUAGAUAUAGUAAAACGGCAGACUUGGAGCAACAAAGCCGAAUACAUUCUCGCUACUAUCGGGUUCGCGGUUGGAUUUGGAAAUUUAUGGAGAUUUCCGUAUUUGUGUCAGAAAAAUGGAGGAGGUGCGUUUCUUAUUCCAUACUUUAUCAGCCUGAUCCUUCUCGGCAUUCCUCUCUUCUUCCUGGAACUUGCCAUCGGCCAAAGCCUCCGUCAGGGUCCCAUCGGUGUGUGGAAAGCUAUUCACCCCUACCUGGGCGGUGUGGGGCUUGCUUCAGUGGUCGUAUGCCUUCUGAUCUCCAUGUACUACAACAUGAUCAUUGCCUGGUGUUUUUAUUAUCUAUUUGUGUCGUUUCAAGCCCCCCUCCCCUACUCUACCUGCCCCAGCGGCGUGAACUGCACAGUAAAUGAGGAGUGCAAACUGGCCGGUCGAACACAAUAUUUCUGGUACACUAAAGCCCUCGGUGCGACAACCUCCAUCGAGGAUAUGGGUGAUUUCCAGUGGCAUCUGUGCCUUGUGCUAUUAUUGGCAUGGAUUGUUCUGUUUUUGUUUGUUAGCCGUGGUGUCCAGUCUGCUGGAAAGGCGUUGUAUGUCACUGCCACCUUACCAUAUAUCGUGCUGGCCAUCUUCUUUGGAAGAGCUGUUACUCUGAAGGGAUCAUUAGAUGGAAUCAUACACAUGUUCAAACCUCAGUUCUCUAGAUUGCUGUCCCCUUUAGUAUGGCUCGAGGCUGCAACUCAAGUGUUUUUUUCUGUGGGUGUCGGUUUUGGGACCCUCAUCGCUAUGGCGAGUUACAACCCAAGACACAACAACUGUCGGCGAGACGCCAUUUUUAUAUCUUUGACUGAUAGUUUCACGUCAGUCUUUGCGACCGUUGUAGUUUUCUCCGUCCUCGGCUUCAAGGCACAUGGAUCAUACGACGAAUGUUUGAGUCUAUACGGUGGUGCAAAUAACACCAACCUUCCGCACGGAGUAACAAUUCAGCAAAAAUGCCAUAACCUAACAUAUUGGCUUUCUGAGUCGUUCCAAGGUCCUGGCCUGACUUUCAUAGCUUUCACUGAAGCCAUCCUGAAGCUUCCGUUAUCCCCACUAUGGUCUGUUCUGUUCUUUUCCAUGUUGCUGUCUCUCGGCCUCGGCAGUAUGUUCGGUAUACUGGAGGGUGUGCUUAAUUCACUGCACGACCAGAAGUUGAUUCCGCUGCGAAAGGAAUUACUGACAGGUCUAACGUGUUUUGUGUGUCUGGUCGUUGGACUGCUGUUCUGUCAGACCUCUGGGGAGUACUGGCUGCAGAUGUUUGACAGCUUUACAGGAACACUACCGCUUCUGUUCAUCUGCUUCUUUGAACUUGUUGGUGUUUCAUGGAUCUACGGCGCCAACAGGUUUUACGACGACAUCGAGUACAUGCUGCGCAUGCGACCUGGCUUGUACUGGAAAAUAACCUGGAGAUUUGUGUCCCCUUUGAUAGUAUUUGUCAUCUUUGUGUGGAGUGUGUUGAACCUUGGACUGAAACCGAUUACAUAUUCGGUGUGGAACAGCAAGGAGGGCGACGUUAAGAGUGUAGAGUAUCCUAAUUGGUGUCUCUUUAUCAUUGCGGUUCUCAUCUGCGCUUCUUGUCUCUGUAUACCCGCGGUGUUUUUUCUAAGAUUAUAUCAAAGUGUGAUCUCAAGGAGAAGGAGAGAUACAGAGAUUGUCCGUGACUUGCUUGAAACGUCUGCAAAGAAACCGCCCGAGAAGAACACAGAAUGACUUGCUUCUUCAGAUCUUAGAUCGAGACUCCAGCUUUAAACAUAGAAUAGAACCGUGUCAGAUCAUCGGUCUGCGAGUAUCAUGCGGUGCAAAUUAAACUCGAUAGAUGCGCGCCAAAUGCACUAUUCUUGUGAGGUUUCGCUUUCAAAUUAUGCUUAAUUAAGAGACCACUCCUAUUCGGAGGCCUCAGCCGUUUCGGAUUACGACAGCGAUAUAGAAAAGAGAGCCAACAAAUUAAGAAUGAAAUGCACUCAGUCGUCACAAUAUCCAUUUCUUUGCCAAACAUAUACGUAAUCACUCAAGCCGCCUGACCUUCUAACCAAAUUACCCAUGUACACUUUGUUUGGCGAGCUAGGUGUCUCAGAAUUUGAAACAAUAAAUAUAUGACCCAUACCGGGCGCUUUUCUAUAGAACGGCGGGAGAGCCACAGUUAAGAAGAAACCGUCUCCUCUUCUGCCAAAUUCAGUUAAACCUUCCUUGCAACCGUACCCGACUUACACACCUUUCAUCCAUUUCUAAAGGAGCACGAUUGGUGAAACCAAACAAUUCAUCCUAACAAAGCCUAAGGUACAACGUCACUAGACGAUCUCCACGUUGCGCAAAAUAUAAAUAUUUAUGUGUAAAACUAAAAGAUACAGGUAUCACCUCUUGGUCGAAAAUAUAACAAGAAAUUAAAUUCUCGGAAAGUGUGACGGAUAUGAUGCCCACGUGUUAUUUACUUGAUAUUUAAAGCGACAGAAAGUGAAAGAGCUCUUGUGAACGCAUCAUAUUUUUCUACACUUUACUGGUUUCGAACUAAGUAACAAAAUCUGACGGGUCAGACUGAUCGAGAGCGGCAGUUACUUAGUUCUUUUCAGAAAAAUUCAUGGACUACCUCUUCAUAUAAGUCAAACUUUAACUUACGAGGCACAAUCUUUCAAGUUUGAUCCCGGUGGGGUUUUCAAAUACGGUAGCUUUAGGCCGUUAUAGGAGAUCUAGAUCGCCAUCCUAUAUCAAAAAAGACAUCAAAACAUCAACAUGGGGAAUAGUAGUGGGGUUACAUCUCGGAAACAGAGCCAGACAUUUCGGUUUCAUAUGACGUGCCUCGAAAUAGAAUACAACAAAAACUGACAUAACUUUAGGUAAAAGAAGGGGUAGGUCGAUAAGUUUAUUUUGUUAUCGUAGUUCAAUUUUU